This is a messenger RNA of Acanthoscelides obtectus, 1539 nucleotides long. The record is from the annotation of a GenBank genome assembly. NCBI's taxonomy places the organism in Eukaryota, Metazoa, Arthropoda, Insecta, Coleoptera, Chrysomelidae.
UUUAGGUUAAAAGGCAUUAACAUGCCUUAGUAGUAGUUUCUUGUGAUUUACCUUCUCAUUUAGUUAUAUAGAAAACAUCAAGCGAGCCAAUGAGUUCCCAUCUGAAGAUCCCUCAAUAUCUGGCAGCUAUAAGCGCUUGUAUGGGAGCAAUGUGUGCGGGAACCGCCUUAGCUUGGACUUCUAACAUCACCGGUAAACUGAGGAAAGGAGCCCUAAACGGCUUAGAGAUGAACGAUGAGCAAUUGAGCUGGACAGGUUCGUCGAUGACCAUAGGUUGUAUGAUCAUGUGCUUCCCUAUUGGAAUCGUCUGCGAUAAAAUUGGACGAAAAACAACCUGCAUUCUUACAGCCAUUCCUUUCUUAGUAGGUUGGUUGAUGAUUAUAUUUGCAAAUCAUACAAUGGUCCUAUACGGAGGUAGAUUCCUGAUUGGCGUAGCUGCUGGAUCUGUCUGUGUGUCUGCUCCAAUAUAUACCAGCGAGGUCAGUCAUGCAGAGGUCAGAGGAACUCUAGGGAUUUUCUUUCAACUGUUUAUGAUUAUAGGAAUCCUUCAUGCUAAUAUUUUUGGGUUUGUACUGGAAUUAAGAUAUUUCAAUAUGUCGUGUGCAGUGUUUCCUCUGAAGUUUGCUUUCAUCUUUAUCUUCCAACCAGAAAGUCCGGUUUACCAUAUGGCCAAAAAUAAUUACGAAAAAGCAGAGAAAGCUUUACAACAACUGAGGGGAGACAACUAUGACUGCGACGCUGAGUUGAAACAGAUACGAGCUACUAUAGAAGAAGAGCAAAUGUAUCCCAGUUUCAGGCAGGCUAUGAAGACAAAAGCAGCAAAGAAAGCAACUUUAAUCUGUUUCAUGUUGAUGUUUUACCAACAGUUUUGCGGCAUCAGCUCAAUGUUGUUUUACGCACAGGAGCUUUUCACCGCAGCUGGUUGCCAAUAUGAACCUGUAGAACCUCCACUUUGCGUGAUAAUAUUUGGAUGCAUACAACUGAUUGCAACGAUUUUUUGCGCUGUCGCUAUAGAACGAGUGGGUAGGAAGAUUUUGCUGAUGACAUCUUGUGGACUUAUGGCGCUGGCUUCAAUGAUAAUUGGUGCUUUCUUCAUUUUAAAACACAGAAAUAUUUUGAAUGAAGGUGCUCUUAAAUAUUUUGAGUGUGUUCUGCCUCUAGUAGGCACCACGAUUUUCAUCGUCGCAUUCUCAAUGGGCUUGGGACCAAUACCAUGGAUGGCACCUGCGGAGAUUUUUCCCCCAGAAGUAAAGUCCAUCUGCACGGCUACAGCUGCCACUUUCAAUUGGCUACUGGUCUUUCUGGUAUCAAAGUUUUACUUGAAUUUGGCUGACUCGAUUGGCCAUGACUCCACGUUCUUCAUAUUUGCUGCGAUAUCGAUCUCGGGGGUGAUUUUUACCCGGUUUGUGGUGCCCGAAACCAAAGGAAAGACUUUUGCGGAAAUUGUUAAGGAUUUGACGGGUAAAAAAGAAGAGGAGUACAGCGAGAUCACAGAUAACAGUAUAAUAUAAACGUAUUGUAAACAAGGUUUUAAUAAAU